This is a messenger RNA of Eucalyptus grandis, 1641 nucleotides long. Its product is annotated as zinc transporter 4, chloroplastic. The record is from RefSeq and is a predicted model, not a curated record. Gene Ontology annotation, molecular function: zinc ion transmembrane transporter activity. The coding region runs from base 270 to 1538 and encodes 422 amino acids. Gene Ontology annotation, biological process: zinc ion transmembrane transport. Gene Ontology annotation, cellular component: plasma membrane. Lineage: Eukaryota; Viridiplantae; Streptophyta; Magnoliopsida; Myrtales; Myrtaceae. The transcript has 5 exons.
CUCUCUCUCCUCCUCCUCCCUCCGUCGCCCUCCACCUCGUCAACCAUGUCGACACACUCCCCCCAUCGCUCUCUCUCUCUCUCCUCGCUUCCCGUACCGUCCCAUCGCUUCCUUACGUAUAUUAUUCCCUUGCCCGUCUCCACCUCUCUCUCGUCCUCAUUUCGGCGCAACGCACUGGGAAGAACACCUUCUUCUCGAUCUCCGAGGCGAGCGGAACAGGGUCGAAUCGAGAUUCGCGUUCCAUGGUCGAGGGGGGCGGCUGCUGAUCCAUGUUUUUCAUCGAGGAACUCUGGGAGAUAUUGAUCCUCGAUCGCCUGAUGUCGAAGCCUAGGGUUUAUACAGAUUUCCUUUUCCGCUCUCAAUCCGCUUCCAAGUUCAAUGCCACCUGCCAGUCGGCGGAAUUAGAGGCUUGCCGCGAUGAUUCGGCUGCUUUCUCGCUCAAAUUCGUGGCCAUGGCGUCGAUCCUAGUGGCCGGCAUUGUUGGGAUCGCGAUUCCGCUGGUCGGGAAGCACCGGAAGUUUCUCCGGACUGACGGGAGCCUUUUUGUGGCGGCCAAGGCCUUUGCUGCUGGUGUAAUUCUUGCCACCGGAUUUGUCCACAUGCUGCCGGGUGGAACGACGGCACUCUCGGAUCCAUGCUUGCCUGAGUACCCUUGGUCGAAAUUCCCGUUUGCUGGGUUUUUUGCCAUGAUGGCCUCGUUGGCGACGCUUCUUGUCGAUUUUGUGGGGACUCAGUAUUAUGAGAGAAAGCAGGGUUUGACUCAAAAAAGUGAGGAACAAGGACGAGUUGGAUCUAUGGAUGCGAGUCUCGAGUCGGGUAUACUUCCAGGUGAGGAAAAGGAUCCGAAUGACAGGGUGUUUGGAGAAGAAGAAGGUGGCGGAAUGCACAUUGUGGGGAUGCAUGCACAUGCGGCUCACCACAGACAUAGCCAUCCUCAGGGACAGGAUGCAUGUGAUGGGAACCUGAUGGAAGACUCCCAUUCUCAUGGUCACAGUCAUGGGCAUAGUCACGGGCACGGGCACUCACAUGGACUGGGUGAUGGAGAAGGGGCUGGUCAUGCCCGACAUGUCGUCGUUUCUCAGGUUUUGGAGCUUGGAAUAGUGUCACACUCAGUAAUUAUCGGUAUAUCCCUCGGUGUUUCACAGAGCCCAUGUACUAUAAGACCCCUUAUAGCGGCACUUUCUUUUCAUCAGUUCUUUGAAGGAUUUGCACUUGGAGGUUGCAUUUCCCAAGCCCAAUUUAAAAACCUCUCGGCCACUAUAAUGGCGUGUUUCUUCGCCUUGACAACUCCGGCAGGGAUUGGUGUGGGAACCGCAAUCGCUUCAUCCUACAAUCCCUAUAGUGCCGGAGCGCUGAUAACAGAAGGUAUAUUGGACUGCAUGUCCGCCGGCAUCUUGGUGUACAUGGCCUUGGUGGACCUGAUUGCGGCUGACUUUUUGAGUAAGAGGAUGAGCUGCAACUUUAGACUCCAAAUGGUUUCUUAUUUAAUGCUCUUUCUUGGGGCGGGAUUGAUGUCUUUGCUAGCCAUCUGGGCUUGAUUUCAAUAAGAUAGCUUCUAAUUCUUUCGGCCCUCAUUUUCUGUCCUUUUUUCCACCGACUCCCAUCUUCCCCUCUCACUGAAAAUUUGGUUCUUACGAGUUU